GUGGCUUCUGUCAAAUCGUUUGAGUUGAAUUGUUAAUUGUAGUAACUAAAAUUGUUCAGUAUAUAAUCGACAUUUGAGAAUUUACUUAAAUGUGCAUAUAUUUUCUAAAUAUUAAAUUUUGCGAGGCGUUUGAAAACUGUUACAAGGCAAAGUCCUGUCCGUUGAACUGUGCAACUAUGUCCGAUAAUCCGUGCAUAUUCUGUUUAGAUGAGCAGCGAAACCCGCGACACAUCCGAUGUGGGCAUUCCUUCUGCGCGGAUUGCUUUGAGCACUAUCUGAAGCUGGGUCUGGAUUCCCGUUGUCCACUUUGUCGGCUAGAUUUUCGAGGCGAUGGCGCAGACGAUGCUCGCAGCAUUAUCACAAGCAACCAGGGCAGACGACAGGAGACGGCAAUAGGACUGGGCGAUCUUUAUACGAAUUUCGACUAUCAGAAUGACAUUUUGAUGCUGACCCUUAGCGAGCAGGAAUGUCGACUAUUUGAAGAACUUCACCAGGAGGUACUGCAAAGGCUUGCCAACGAGGGUUGAGCUGUUACCUGUAAUAGUUUCCUUGUGGUCAAUGUUCUGUUAAUCUUGUUUAUAUUUAUAUAAGAAUAUGUGUUCAUAUUUAUUCACUCAGCAUUCAAAGAAUUACAUUUUAAUGCAACUCCAAGAA
Drosophila willistoni is the source of this 654-nucleotide messenger RNA. RefSeq lists its product as uncharacterized. NCBI's taxonomy places the organism in Eukaryota, Metazoa, Arthropoda, Insecta, Diptera, Drosophilidae. The transcript has a single exon. The coding region runs from base 90 to 527 and encodes 145 amino acids. The record is from RefSeq and is a predicted model, not a curated record.